AUGAGUACUGAAGCAGAACAGCAGCUUCUCCAUGAUGCUAGAAAUGGAAAUGCUGAAGAAGUUAAACAGCUGUUGGAUACCAUGGACAAAGGAGAAAUAAGCUUUGAUAUCAACUGUAAAGGCAGAAGUAAAUCUAAUAUGGGUUGGACACCACUUCACCUUGCAUGCUACUUCGGCCAUGCUGUUGUGGUAGAGGAUUUGCUGAAGGCUGGUGCAGAAGUGAAUGUGCUGAAUGACAUGGGGGACACUCCACUCCAUCGUGCAGCUUUCACAGGACGUAAGGAGGUGGUGAUGCUACUCUUGCAGCAUAAUGCUGAUACUUCUAUUGUUAAUGGGAGUGGAGAGACUGCAAAAGAAGUUACUCAUGAUAAAGACAUAAGAAACAUGUUGGAAGCAGUGGAAAGGACACAAGAAAGGAAAUGGGAAGAAGAACUCUUGGGAGCAGCAAGAGAGGGGGAAACGGGGAAACUGACUGCCUUGCUGAACAAGCCCAAACCACCUGAUAUCAACUGUACAGAUCAGAUGGGGAACACACCAUUGCACUGUGCAGCAUACCGUGCCCAUAAGCACUGUGCAUUGAAACUUCUAAAAAACGGAGCAGAUCCUAAAAUAAGAAACAAAAAUAAUCAGACACCCCUUGAUCUAGCCCAAGGUGCAGAAAUGAAACUGAUACUUGGAGGUAAAACUGGAAAGGUUAUCAACAAACCCCUGAGACGAUAUGAAGGUCUCCUAUGGAAGAGCUCUCGAUUUUUUGGCUGGAAACUCUACUGGAUAGUUCUAGAACAUGGAGUCCUUUCCUGGUAUCGGAGACAAGCUGAUGCAGUAAAUAAUGAUCAUCGUCAGGGAUGCAAGCAUCUAACACAAGCUGUCUGCACGGUAAAAUCUACAGACAGUUGCUUCUUUUCUGUCAGAUGUUUUGAUGACACUGUUCAUUGUUUCAAGAUUCCUAAAAAUAGCCUGCCUUCUCAAACUAGAGAGAGUUGGCUGGAAGCAAUAGAAGAACACUCUGCAUAUAGCACUCAUUACUGCACACAGGAACAGUUGAGUAGUGAUGAUGAAGAUGAUGAUACAGUAUCUGUUGCAGACCUACAGGAUACUCUGAAAAAAGCACAAGCAUGCCAACAAAGACUCAGUAAAGAGAUUUCAGACUUUCUUGCAAUGGUUAAAUCUUUGGAUGCUGCAAAAGGAUUAUCUUCUCCCCUCCUGCAAAAAGUUGGUGUGGUCUCUGAAGUAUCCCAGGAAAUGUGUGAGGCCCUGGCUGACUGCCUCAACCUAUUCACAAAGCAAGAAGGG
Messenger RNA from Pterocles gutturalis (yellow-throated sandgrouse), 1293 nucleotides. Its product is annotated as oxysterol-binding protein-related protein 1-like. Gene Ontology annotation, molecular function: protein binding. The annotation marks the transcript as partial. Lineage: Eukaryota; Metazoa; Chordata; Aves; Pterocliformes; Pteroclidae. The transcript is spliced from 14 exons. The record is from RefSeq and is a predicted model, not a curated record.